CACCUCAACACGUAACCGACGCAUGACUUGCGGAUACAUAUGGGACGGACAGAGAACUUGACAGGUUAGAAGAGGGGAGGAAGGUUGAGAGGACAUACAGCUAGGAUACCGAAACGGUGAAAACAUGGCGGCUUAUGAAUCUUCUUCGUCGGAUAGUGAGUUUCAUGGAGAAAAUGCGGAAGACCUGUCAUACGCGGAGUUGGACACUUUACCGGAGUGCCUUCUUUCACGUGCACACGAGCUCCGUGCUUUACAGCUUGACCACAACAACAUCAGCGUUCUUCCCCCAACUGUGUCCAUAUUUAACCGGUUGAUCGUGCUGGACAUUAGCAACAACAACGUCUCACAUAUAAGUGAUGAGAUCGUGAAACUGAAACAGUUGAGAACGUUCACCGCCAGAAAUAACAGACUUGACGAACAAUCUCUACCCAAGGAUUUUGGACUAUUGAAGAGCCUAGAGGUUGUCAACUUCAGUGGGAACCUUUUUGAAACUCUCCCUCCACAAUUGGCAGAAUUGCGAAGGUUAAAGUGUUUAUAUUUAGGAGGCAAUAGGAUCCAAGAACUACCACACACGAUACGGAAUCUCACAAGGUUGCAAGUGCUCUAUCUGGGGGGCAACCAGCUGGCAGACAUCCCGGCCGAGAUUGGCUACAUGCAUAGCCUCACUGCACUGGUUCUCUGUGACAACCAGCUGCAGAGUUUGCCUCCAACGAUGAUCCAUCUACGGCGUCUGCAGUCCCUGACGCUGCACAACAACCAGCUGUCGACGCUGCCCACGGAGAUCGUCUCUCUCAACCUGGUGGAGCUGAGUCUGAGGAACAAUCCCCUCGUGAAGCGCUUCGUCCAGGACCUGGUGUACAACCCACCCACCUUGUUAGAACUGUCUGGACGCUGUGUCAAAAUUGAGAAAGUGAACUACACUCGUCUUGAUCUUCCAGAGAACCUCAUUCGCUACCUGGACUCCGCACAGCGCUGUGUCAACCCCAAGUGCAAAGGUGUGUACUUCACCUCACGAGUGGAGCACAUCAAGUUUGUGGACUUCUGUGGCAAGUACCGCCUCCCCCUACUCCAGUACCUAUGUUCACCAUCCUGCACCACCCUCAAGCCCACUGUGUGCGGCACCAGCAGCGACAGCGACUCCGACGUCGACGACGCCAGGCACAGGAUGAGGAGAGUCCUGCUAGGAUAGUCACAUUCUCUGGGACUGGCUUCAAAAGUUGUGAAACUGUUUCUGAAGUUGACUUUAAGUCAUUCUGCUUGCUGCUAGUUACAUUUGCUGCUUGUGACUAGAAACCUUGACCUUGGUCUAACUUGGUGCUGUGACCUUGACUUUAAGUUGACCUCAGUCAAUCGUUGUGCUGUGAAUUGGACUGUCAGAUGGCCUCAGACAAUCGUGCUGUGAAUUGGACUGUCAGAUGACCUUAGUCAAUCAUUCUGCUGUGAAUUGGACUGUUAGAUGACCUCAGUCAAUCGUUGUGCUGUGACCUUGACUGUAAGUUGACCCCAGUCAAGCGGUGAGGUCAACUGACUCUGACCUCAUUAAUCUGCUGCUUAAUACCCUCUUGGUUAUGCUGCAUUCAAUGGUGGUGACUUCCAUGCGUAUCUGGCCAGUAGAUGUGCGCCACAGAGCAACCUCUUCUGUUACACUUGCUUACAUACGACUGAGUCCUCAAGGUGACACAAGGCCCUGCAGCAAGAUGUCGGCCAGAAGAAGGCCAGUGAUCCCGUCUUCCAUUUCAUCUUCUAUGACAAGCCGCGCCCUAAUGCAGCAAGCAACAGGAAGCCAUGGGUAUAUUCAGACUCCUUGACUACAGCCUUGUGGUUCAUCAGUGAGCCUAAUUGAGUCACCUGUGUUUGUAGGAGUGUUCCACAGGUGGACCUACAGUGGAUUAAAUUAUUUCCAGGUCUGAAAAGACCCAAAUGAAGUUCCCUGGCUGAGCAGUAUGUGUGCCGUCAUAUAUAUGUAUAAUCUGACUACUUACUUUUGAAGGCACUGAGUAAUUUGAUAAAACUUUGAUCAAGAUUUAAAUUUAUAUUCUGGUUUGAUGUGCAUCGCCUGAACAUACUGAAGGUACAAAUGAUGCUUUGACCUUGACCUAUGAUUGACAAUAUAACCCACAAUAUGCAAAGUGCUAAUAUUGUUGAGUUUGUGUAUCUUGUCUUGGUGUGUGUGCGUGCUGUUUCAUUGAUAUUCUACUCAAAAGAAGUUCGAGAACUCGAGUAAUAUGAAAGAAUCGGGUGUUCUGUAACUUCUUUUGAGAAGUACGUGUAUAUUUAUGUUAGCAUGUUUUCUUGGUCUGAAGUGAUGCACAAAGGUUCCGAUAUCUUGAUUUCAUAUCAUGAUGCUUUAAUUUGGAAUUAAUAUGCAUGCAUAUUUCUAAACUAAACCAAAGCUAAUGUUUAUUCAAGUUUAUGAAAUAAUGUUAUAAGUGAAAGAUUUAGGGGUCGUGAGAGAUGACUUCACUCACCCCAGGACACCUCUGUAUUUAGGACACUGAGGGAGUCAGGUAUGUAAUCGUUGAGUUUGAUAUCCUCGUGCAUCACUGAGGGAGUCAGGUAUGUAAUCGUUGAGUUCGGUAUCCUUGUGCAUCACUGAAAGGUUUAAUGUUUUGUACUAAUACAUAGUUGGGGCAUUGACCUAUUUACUCAGGACAACACAACACAGUAUUUGUACAGUGAGCGAGAGAUCUGUGAUUUAGUAUUAUACAAGGCAUUAUGUUACAAUUACCGUAUUUCACGUAAUAAGCGCCCAGGGUGCUCUCAAAUUAGAAAUAGGGGGCUCUUAUUAGAAUAUUAUUUUGAUGAAAAAAAAACGAGUUGAAAGAUAAAUUUCGUGGUUUAUGCUGACAGCCUGAA
This is a messenger RNA of Haliotis rufescens (red abalone), 2856 nucleotides long. RefSeq names its product leucine-rich repeat-containing protein 58-like. NCBI's taxonomy places the organism in Eukaryota, Metazoa, Mollusca, Gastropoda, Lepetellida, Haliotidae. The coding region runs from base 125 to 1189 and encodes 354 amino acids. The transcript has 3 exons. The record is from RefSeq and is a predicted model, not a curated record. Gene Ontology annotation, molecular function: protein binding.